AUGUUUCGUCGUUAGCACGUUCGGAACGUAAUCCAGUGACACCUCUCGGACAGAUCGGAUCCGAGCGGCAAGGCUGGGCCCGAGACAGUUGAUGUGUGUGUUUUCCCUGACAAACGUCGAAGACAUUUUUUCUCAGCAAGACGAAAUAGAUCGUAGCUCCAUCUUCCGUAGCUCGGUUCGGGCUUUUCGGUACACCCUCGAAAGCACACGCGGGGCCAGCUCCGUAACCGUUGCGCAUUUCGCCCCGUAGCGGUAGGGGUGGAAAAUUCGCGCUGCCGCAAACAGGCCCGCAGUAGGGGAAAGUGAUUGUUGCGGUGGUUCUUAUAAGUACGGUCGGCGCACCGGAGUGGAAGGUUAUUUUCCGUGCAUCUACUGACAAGGUCGGAUCGUAGCUGUGGAGAUAGAGAGAGAGAGUGUGUGUGCGUGUGUGUAAAACGGUGCGCAAGUGCAGUUAAGCGAUUUGACAGAGAGCGCGAUUUGCGGAAACCGAUCUGUGUUUGUGUGGAGUGAAGCGAUCAGCCGAAAUCAAGUGUCCAUCAGUGGUGAAGUUUUUGCUUAUCGAGAGCUUGCAGUUUAAAAAUCCAGCCCAGUUUAUCAACAUGAAGUUGCUUAUAGUGAUCGCAACCUGCCUGCUGGGAGCUGCUACCCUGCUCCAGGCUUCCCCCCUCAAACAGAGCACACCCCGUGCCCUCGUCACCAGCCGAUCGGACGUGGUAACACCGGAAGCGACCAAAGACAAACCGCAGUACAUGAUCCACGUAAUGCCGAAGGACGAGGAGCUGGAGGAGCUAUCGAAGUUGGUCGAUUUUUUCGCGAAUGGGGAGACCGGCUCGCCCAGCGGAUCAACCGGCUCUCCCCACACGACCUCCUACGGUUCCUAUAGCCCGUCCCGGGACGAUCUAACCGAACCGCUGCUUCCGCCCCCGGUCGAACAAAGCGAACCGAACUACUACGCCGCCAAGCCAAAGAAAACCAAGGGCAAAAAGUACAGUCCGACCCAGAAGCUCAUCAACCUGAAGCACACCGAUGCGGUGGAAAAGAAUGCGAAUGAGAAAUCGCGCCAGGGCAACAGUGAUAAGGCGCGGCACGAAUCGAGCGAAGAGGAGGACACCUUCUUCCUGGACGCGAUCGAUCUCGACCGGCUGCUGGCCAGUGCGCUGCUCGGUGAGCAGGACGCACGGUCGGAAGCGACGGCCGGUUCGGCCCGUUCGCUUUUGCCGCUGCGACUGGACGAGCUGAACCGGGGCGAGUUUGUGCCGAGCCGUAACCGUCGGGUGGAUCAGUACACGCGUCGCGUUGCCGGAGAGGAUGAAGGUGCUAGAAUCGAUUUUCAAAUGCAUGGUCACCAUGGGCCUAACAGCUACAAGUUUGGCUAUGACACGGGUGAAGGGAAGAAUCGUCAGUUCCACGUAGAGGAACGCGAUAGCAAGGGUAAUGUUCGGGGCCGCUACGGUUACUACAUGCGAUCGGGCAAGUUUCGUAUCGUCAACUACAGCUCCUCUCCAGAGACGGGCUUCAGGAUAGAGCCAUAAAAGCCAGCACGGACGGACACCCUCUGCCUGAACACAAAUCAUCAUUAGUUACCUGUUUUAGUGUUUUAUUUAUUACUUACUUACUUACGUUACAAGCAUUCUGCAUCUUUCCGUCACCAAGCGUUUUGCGUAUUAAUUGUUUUUUUCAUAGCCAUUUGUCCCUUUCAUUCAUGGCCACACAAAGAGGAGAGUGAGAAGAAGAAAGCCAAAUAAAAUUAGUUCAAUUAAUUAAAUCA
Molecule: messenger RNA, 1768 nt
Organism: Anopheles stephensi (Asian malaria mosquito)
Lineage: Eukaryota; Metazoa; Arthropoda; Insecta; Diptera; Culicidae
Exons: 3
Coding region: 600-1532 (310 amino acids)
Cellular component (GO): chitin-based extracellular matrix
Molecular function (GO): structural constituent of chitin-based larval cuticle
Source: RefSeq, a predicted model, not a curated record